Molecule: messenger RNA, 4781 nt
Organism: Sphaeramia orbicularis (orbiculate cardinalfish)
Lineage: Eukaryota; Metazoa; Chordata; Actinopteri; Kurtiformes; Apogonidae
Product: NLR family CARD domain-containing protein 3-like
Exons: 6
Molecular function (GO): protein binding
Source: RefSeq, a predicted model, not a curated record
AAACGUAACCUGCAGCAGAAGUUAGAGUGUGUGUUUGAGGGCAUCGCUAAAGCAGGAAACCCCAAAACCCUCCUGAACCAGAUCUACACAGAGCUCUACAUCACAGAGGGAGGGGCUACAGAGGUCAACCAGGACCAUGAGGUCAGACAGAUUGAAAGAGCAUCCAGGAACCCACACAGACCACCAACAACCAUCACAUGUGAAGACAUCUUUAAAACACCACCUGAAAGAGAUCAGCCAAUGAGAACGGUGCUGACAAAGGGCGUGGCCGGCAUCGGGAAAACAGUGUCCACACAGAAGUUCAGUCUGGACUGGGCUGAAGACAAAGCCAACCAGGACAUCCACUUCAUAUUUCCAUUCACCUUCAGAGAGCUGAAUGUGCUGAAACAGAAGAAGUUCAGCUUGGUGGAACUGGUUCAGCACUUCUUCACUGAAACCACAGAAGCAGGAAUCUGGAUCUUUGAAGACCACCAGGUGGUGUUCAUCUUAGACGGUCUGGAUGAGUGUCGACCUCCUCUGGACUUCAACAACACUCAGAUCCUGACUGAUGUGACAGAGUCCAGCUCAGUGGAUGUGCUGCUGAUGAACCUCAUCAGGGGGAACCUGCUUCCCUCUGCUCGCCUCUGGAUAACCACACGACCUGCAGCAGCCAAUCAGAUCCCUGCUCAGUGGGUGGACAUGGUGACAGAGGUCAGAGGGUUCACUGACCCCCAGAAGGAGGAGUACUUCAGGAAGAGGUUCACAGAUGAAGAACAGACCAACACAAUCAUCUCCCACAUCAAGACGUCCCGAAGCGUCCACAUCAUGUGUCACAUCCCAGUCUUCUGCUGGAUCACUGCUAGAGUUCUGGAGGACGUGUUGAAGAGCACAGACAGAAGACAACUGCCCAAGACCCUGACUGAGAUGUACAUCCACUUCCUGGUGGUUCAGGCCAAACUGAAGAACGUCAAGUAUGAUGGAAGACCUGGGACAGAUUCACCCUGGAGUCCAAAGACCAGGAAGAUGAUUGAGUCUCUGGGAAAACUGGCCUUUGAGCAGCUGAAGAAAGGAAACCUGAUCUUCUAUGAAUCCGACCUGACAGAGUGUGGCAUCGAUAUCAGCUCAGCCUCAGUGUGCUCAGGAGUGUUCACAGAGGUCUUCAAAGAAGAGAGAGGACUGUACCAGGACAAGAGGUUCUGCUUCAUCCAUCUGAGUGUCCAGGAGUUUCUGGCUGCUCUUCAUGUCCAUCAGACCUUCAUCAACACUGGAGUCAAUCUGCUGUCUGGACAAACAUCUGUUUGGUCUAAACUACUGUGGGUCACCUCUGUCCAGUUCUACCAGACCGCUGUGGACCAGGCCUUACAGAGUCCAAAUGGACACCUGGACCUGUUCCUGCGCUUCCUCCUGGGUCUAUCACUGCAGACCAAUCAGAUUCUCCUACAUGGUCUGGUGAAACCAACAGGAAGAAGCUCAGAGACCAACCAGAAAACUGUAGAGUACAUCAAGAAGAAGAUCAGUGAGAAACUGUCUGUAGAGGGAAGCAUCAACCUGUUCCACUGUCUGAAUGAACUGGAGGAUGGAUCUCUGGUGGAUCAGAUCCAACAGCACCUGAGAUCAGGACGUCUGUCCACAGAACAACUGUCUCCUGCUGAGUGGUCAGCUCUGGCCUUCAUCUUACUGUCAUCAGAAGAAGACCUGGAUGUGUUUGACCUGAAGGAAUACUCUGGUUCAGAGGAGGUUCUUCUGAGGCUGCUGCCAGUGGUCAAAGCCUCCAACAAAGCUCUACUCAGUGGCUGUAACCUGUCAGACAGAAGCUGUGAAGCUCUGUCCUCAGUUCUCAGAUCCCAGUCCUGUAGUCUGACACAUCUGGAUCUGAGCAACAAUGACCUGAAGGAUUCAGGAGUGAAGAUCCUGUCAGAUGGACUGAAGAGUCCAGGAUGCAGACUGGACACUCUCAGAUUGUCAGGAUGUCUGAUCACGGAGGAAGGAUGUUCUUCUCUGGUCUCAGCCCUCCAGUCCAAUCCGUCCCAUCUCAGACUGCUAGACCUGAGCUACAACCAUCCAGGAGCCUCAGGACAGGAGCUGUGUGCUCUAGUGGAGGAUCCACACUGGAGACUGGACACUGUCAGGUUGGAUCCUGCUGGAGUCCGAUGGUUGACACCGAGGAGACGUAAGUGUGGUUUCAUUAGAUUCAUUCAAACCAACCUGAACCCAAAGUGGGACCUGUCCCUCAGAUUGUCGGAGUCCUUCUACAUUGGCUCUCAGCCCCUCUGCAGUCUGACCCACAAUGAACUCACCCUGGAUCCAAACACAGCGAACAGAGAACUGAAACUGUCUGCAAACAACAAGAAGGUGGAACAUGUGUUUGAGGUCCAGUCCUAUCCAGAUCAUCAGGACAGAUUUGACUUCCAUCCUCAGCUGAUGUGUUCAACUGGUCUGACUGGUCGCUGUUACUGGGAGGUGGAGUGGAGUGGACAGGUUAAUGUAUCAGUGACUUACAGAGGAAUCAGAAGGAAAGGAGACAAACGACACAGUGUGUUUGGAUUCAACCAUCAGUCCUGGAGUCUGUUCUGUCAUGACGGUGGAUACAGGGUCUGGCAUAAAUACAAACACACACCCCUCCCUCAGUCCUCCUCCUUCUUCUCCCCCUCCUCCUCCUCCUCCUCUGGUACAGUCUCAGUGUAUGUGGACUGUCCUGCUGGAUCUUUGUCCUUCUAUGAAGUCUCCUCUGACAAACUGGUCCACCUCCACACCUUCAAAACCACAUUCACUGAACCACUGUUUGCUGGAUUUGGUUUGGGUUUUGGAUCCUCAAUGCGUUUGUGUGAUGUGUAGUUUUGCUGCGUAGUUGUGGUUGUGUAGAUUUUACCACAAAUAUCUUAGUUCAUGGGCCAAGACCAGAUGUUUGGGAUAUUGGUACCACGAAAAAAUAAAGGAAGGUCCACACAACCUGUGAGCUCCAAAACAUUUAUUCCACAAUGUGACGUUUGGGCCGAGGCCCUUCAUCAGACUGAGGACAGACGGACUUCCACAGGUGUUUUAUAUGCAGGGUCUGAUCACAACACCUGACCUGCAAUAUACGUCAUUGUAGAGAAACAGAAAAUUCUUUUUAAACUUAUUAAAAAUAUAAUCAAUCAUAAAUGAUCAAUAGUCAAAUGUUUCAAAUGUCCACAAGUACAAAUCCACAGGUGUUUUAUAUGCAGUAUCUGACCACAAUAACACCUGACCUGCAAUAUGCAUCGUCUUAGAAGAGCAGAAAAGAACUUUAAAAAAAAACUUGUCAGACAUAUAGUGAAUCAUAAAUCGUCAAAUAUUUCAAAUGUCCACCAAUACAAAUAAUUUUAGUGAUCAAACUGCUUUACACUCAGACAUUUAUAAACAGGUAUUAAUCAGAUUUCAUCACAUCUGUACAGGUCCGUGUAAUUCUACUGUCCAUGUGAAUGUGGUGACAAACACCACAGCAUGUGUCACAGUUCUGCUUUACAAAUGUACAAAAACAGAUUUACAAAAGCAGAAAGACUAUUUUGGGCAACGGUGAGAUCCAUCCAGACAGACAUCUAAACUCCAGUGUUGGAGCGAGGAUCCACUGGAGUGAAGUGGUCUAUGUGGAGAGUGAUUUGGAAAACAUACGAGGAGAUGGGAAGAGCCUGUAGAAAUGGUCUCAGAUCAGAUUCUUCACUGAGGCCUUUAGGGCUGAGUGUAUGUAGGGUAUGAAUCCAAAAAGCCUCCAAACAGUUGGCAUCACCCCCUCAGCUGGGCCUACAGACUUUAUCUGUACCCAUGGACUUGAACAUGCUGACACUGUGUGGAGCUUGUGUGAAAUGUACGCCCACUGGGCUUUUGUGUCUAUAUUGUGUCUGUAUCGUUUGUGUAUAUUGGUGCCACCCAGCGGGCCAGUUCUAGUUCUGCAUUUUGAAAUGGCCUGUAUCUGUAGAGCGUACUUGGCUGUGAUAGUCCUUCCACAGUAGCUCAGUCCUGACUAUCAGCCACUGAGUAAACCCACUGUAAGGGGCCAAAGCAGAGGUCAUCCAAGGUCAUUUGAAUGGAUGGAAUGUUCAAACCAACACAGACUCAGCACAUUCAUGACCAGUUCUGUUCUUCUCACAGAUGUGAGUUCCAUCUAAACCAGAAUAAACCGUUCAGACCGUAGAUGAGUGCAGACUGCAGCAGUACACAUACAGCAGUCUGGUAGAUGAACAGUCUGUCCUCUAAGAGAAGUUUAAUUAAGGGUCAGUGAAAUAAGGAGGAAAAGUCAAAGUGAGAGAAAGUCCUUAAGGUUAAGAGAAAAUGUCUGUAAUAGUUGAUCAGUUUCAUUGUGAGCAUAAUUAACCCAUGAAGACCCAAAUAUACACAUGUGACCAAAAGCAUCAGCUGAUCUAAACUGUUUCAGACUGACUGAUCCAUUCAUUCUGUCCAUACAUGUCAAUAACUGGUGUCAAAUACAGUUCUGCAGCUUUUCAUGCUCAUCACAUAUGACCAGAUUUGGACGUUCAGAGGCUCCGUAGUUACCAUGGAAACACUUUCAUCUUCUCCAACAUUGCUUCUCCAGUCAAACCCGUGCAGUUGGAUCAGUGCAGGUGGAUGGACACACUGGGUUUAGGUUCAGUUCAGGACAGACUGGACUGAAAAACACACUGUUUCUCAAGUUCCAUGAGGAUUAAAGAACAGGAUUCAUAAAAUAGGGAGAUAAAUAUUUAUUAUUAAUAAUAUUUUCUGGAGAGGGGGUGGAAUUAAAUAAGUUGCACUUCUUCCCACCCCUUUUCAGGCAUGUAAAUGAAACUAGUGUUCUGUUCUUCUGUCUA